Messenger RNA from Thermothielavioides terrestris NRRL 8126, 1074 nucleotides. Its product is annotated as glycoside hydrolase family 76 protein. The record is from RefSeq and is a predicted model, not a curated record. The transcript has 2 exons. The coding region runs from base 1 to 1074 and encodes 357 amino acids. Lineage: Eukaryota; Fungi; Ascomycota; Sordariomycetes; Sordariales; Chaetomiaceae. Gene Ontology annotation, biological process: carbohydrate metabolic process.
AUGGUAGCGUUACGAUGGGGCGGCCUCGCCGCCCGCGCCCUGCACCUGGCGUCUCCUCUACAGAGCCACCAGUCGGACGCCUCUCCCUACUCUGGAGACUCGCAGCUCGCAGCUCAGGCGCUCCAAGGCUGCCUCAACGUAUCCGGGGUCAUUGCCAACACGUUCCAGAACGCCCAGCGCGUGUCCGCCUCGGCGCGGAAGACUCUUUCUGCCACGGGUAUGCCCACGUCGAGGUACACUCUCACAUUUGCGCAGAAGCGGGGCUUCCCCCAGUUCAUCAAUGACUACUACGACGAUGAGGGCUGGUGGGCGCUCGGACUUAUCAGGUCGUGGGAUGUGGCUCACGAGCAGGCCUACCUUGAUGCGGCCGAUCACAUCUUCCAGGACAUGCAGAACGGCACGGACGCUACCUGCGGCGGCGGCAUUUGGUGGAACAAGGAUCGGAAUUACAAAAACGCCAUCGCCAACGAGCUGUAUCUCAGUGUGGCGGCCAGCCUGGCCAACCGCCUCCCAAGCAAGAAGCAGCAGUACACACAGAUUGCCAAGGAUCAGUGGACGUGGUUCAAGAACAGCGGCAUGAUCAACAGCAACAACCUCAUCAACGACGGCCUGACGAUCAACGCCGACGGAACCUGCGUCAACAAUGGGAUGACGACGUGGUCGUACAACCAGGGCGUCGUUCUGGGCGGCCUCGUCGAGCUGGCCAAGGCCACCGGGGACUCAUCGUACCUCGGCGAGGCCACCACGAUCGCGAAGGCAGCCGUGGCGUUCCUCAGCGACAGCAACGGCAUCAUCCACGAGGCCAACAACUGCGAGCCCAACUGCGGCGGGGACGGCAGCCAGUUCAAGGGCAUCUUCGUGCGCAACCUGCACUAUCUGCAGCAGGCGGCGCCGCAGGACGCGUUCCGCACGGCCAUCCAGAAGAAUGCCGACUCGAUCUGGGCCAACGACCGCAACGCGCAGAACCAGCUGGGCAUCGCCUGGACGGGGCCGGCGAGCGCGGGCGGCGGGCCGAAUGCCUCGACGCAUAGCUCGGCCAUGGACGUGAUUGUGGCGGCGCUGGCGGUGGUCUAA